This is a messenger RNA of Aedes aegypti (yellow fever mosquito), 588 nucleotides long. RefSeq names its product mite group 2 allergen Gly d 2.01. The coding region runs from base 90 to 545 and encodes 151 amino acids. NCBI's taxonomy places the organism in Eukaryota, Metazoa, Arthropoda, Insecta, Diptera, Culicidae. The transcript has 2 exons. The record is from RefSeq and is a predicted model, not a curated record.
CGAUGAUAUAAAUUCGGCCGCAACGGCCCCAAUAGCCGUAUUCAUUUCUCAGUCGACGAGUCGCACGAUCUGAUCCCAAGCCAGCCAAGAUGUUCAAGUUCUUCUUCGUCGCCGCUCUGGUGCCAGCGAUGGCCAUGGCCGCCGUCAACUUCCGUGCCUGCCCCAACGGAGCCCCAACCCCGGCCUCUCUGACCGUGAACAACUGUUCCGGAGAUGAGUGCAUCCUGGUUGCCGGACAGGCCCUGAAUGCCCGUGCCAACGGAAUCGUGAGCCCGGUUGGAAGUGCCAGCGCCACUGCCCACAUUGUUGCCCGUGUUGCCGGUUUGGAUGUCGGUUUCGAACUGCCCCCAGAGCUGACCAACGCCUGCCAGGCUGGACUCGUCGCUGGAUGCCCAAUUGUGGCCGGAACCGCUUUCGAUUACGUCCUGAUCGAUGACUCCCUGGAUGCCCCGGCCCGUGACAUCCCCGUCGAAAUCGAAGUCGGUCUGACCGGUGAUGGUGGCGUUGCUCUGGCUUGCGUCCGUUUCGAUGCCAGAAUCCAGUAAGUGUCGUUUGUUUGAGGAAUAAAUGUCGUUUUGUAAGAAAAAA